Molecule: messenger RNA, 252 nt
Organism: Rotaria sp. Silwood2
Lineage: Eukaryota; Metazoa; Rotifera; Eurotatoria; Philodinida; Philodinidae
Source: the annotation of a GenBank genome assembly
AUGGAAUCGCAUCGACAUGAUUUUGAUCAAAUAACAGUUCAUGGUCAUCAUUUAUCUGAUUAUUUAAAUGAACUUAUACAAGCUAUUAAUCAAGCACAAGCAACAUUUAAAUCACAAAAAUUCCCAGACGAAAAUGAAAAUUUUGAUUUAAAACAACUUCAAGAACUUGAUAAUCUUCUACAAUCGAAACGUAAUCUUAUUGAAUGUUUAAAUUCAAAUGAAUUUAUUUCACAUAUAAAAAGAUUGAAAUAA